Pecten maximus is the source of this 1897-nucleotide messenger RNA. RefSeq lists its product as uncharacterized. The transcript is spliced from 4 exons. NCBI's taxonomy places the organism in Eukaryota, Metazoa, Mollusca, Bivalvia, Pectinida, Pectinidae. The record is from RefSeq and is a predicted model, not a curated record. Bases 306 to 1427 code for a protein of 373 amino acids.
GUACUACGUGAGCUCUGUGUUUUGUACACUAAUAUAUUAAUUAUACCAUCGUGUUAUUUACACACCAGCCCUGAGUAACAUCCAUGUAAACUCUGCCAAAUGUGAUGCUAAUAAAUACGACUAAUCCCAAUUGAAACUGAAAUAAAACAUCAUAUAUAUUGACAAAUAUAAACGUAAAACGGUGUGUGAAUAUGAACCUAAACUCGCCACAAACCUGAGAGGGAAUACUGAACCCAGAGGACAUCAAAUAUAUUGUGUUUAAACAUAUUAACGACUUCGCUGACUGAGUAUGAUAAUGUGACGAGAUGGUUGUUCCAACAAAGAAGUACUGUUUUUAUAUGCGUUUCCGUCUAUUGGUAGCUGCCAUCAUAGUUUUGUUAGUGAUAUCGACUAUCACACAAAUGCGUCAACCGUUAUUGGAGAACACAGCAAAACAUACAAAUUGCGACUGUAAUGUAACCAUGACAACGAUGACUACACGCUUGGAUUUAGAAUCAGCUCAGAAAGGGACUUCUCAGCAAUCGUCCGUCAAAAAUAUGAUGGGAAUCUCCGGAAGGGACAAACUAAGUUCUUACCACGGAAUGAGCGAUCCUAUGGAAGACCUGACAAUAGUGACAGCAUAUUUUGAUUUAGGAUCUUUCCGGAAAGGACCUUCACAAACGUUUUCAACGAAAACGUACACCGAUUGGGUUAAAACAUUUAAAUAUUUGAAUAAUUCUUUAGUUGUUUAUACAGACUCUGUGGUGUUCCGAGAUUUUUUCCGUCGCCUACGUAAAGGAAUGGAAAACAGAACAAAAAUUGUUUUGAUGAAUAGGACGCAAUUCUGGACAUUUCAAAUACGUGAUAAAAUACAGAAGGUAUUUUCGCAGAAAGGAUACCCUAAACAUUAUCCUAACACAGUCCUCCCGGCGUAUUCAUGUGCUCAGCAUACAAAAUAUGCAGCAGUCGCCGAUACUAUCAGGAAAAAAUACUUCAGAUCAAAAUGUUAUGCAUGGCUGGACAUUGGGUAUUUCCGGGAUAUCGUUAACUCAAAAAGAUACUUCUCUCUGAACUUAUUAGAUGAUUUCGAUAAGAACAAGCUGUCUGUAAACCUUGUCUAUCCGUCGGUUUCAUUAAAUAUUAGUUAUAAAGCAAUAGUUUAUGGUAAUCACGUUUGGGUGGGAGGGGGUAUGUUCAUUGGAACAGCUGACGUCAUCACGGCGUUUGAGACGGAAUAUCAACGAGCUGUAACGUUCCUGCUGGACAAGCAACUGAUGAGUACGGACCAACAAGUCCUUCUGUCAAUGUAUAGUCUGCAAGGUCAGAAAGAUUUAAACGUGACAGUACAACUUCAGCUUUAUUCUCGAAAACAGAACGAGACUAACUUGAAGAAUGACAAUCCAUGGUUUUACCUAGGAUACAAGUGUUUGAAUUUUACCUCGACAUAAAUUAUUUUCUGACAUUUUUGAAAGACAACAAAGUACUUGAGACGAAUCUCAAGAAACCUACUGCGAUCGCCUUCCAUCCGUCGCGUGUAACCCUAUGUAGGUUAUUGAUUUUGUAGUUUAUCGUGCUUAAUGCUUAUACAUAUAUUUGAAUAUAUUGGACCAUAUGUAUUAUGCUAGCUAGGUUGCAUCAUAUAUCGUAUACAUUUAUAUUUAUUACAUAAUGCGUUUGAUUUCCCCUAACUUUACGCAUAAGCUCUAUUUCGAAUUAUUGCACGGCUAAAAUGACUAAUGUACGAUCACGUGCUAGCUAUUAAACACCUAUGAGUUAAGGCCUACCCUUUCAAGCUUCUAAGUCACUCAGAUGUCAACACUGUAAGACCUCGUGUCAAAUAUUCUGGACUGUUACAAAGAUACCCAUGAUGUAUUUGUAUAUGUUAUGAUAAUGUUUAGUGUAGUAAAGAUGCAACGAU